This is a messenger RNA of Protomyces lactucae-debilis, 2381 nucleotides long. Its product is annotated as fungal-specific transcription factor domain-containing protein. Gene Ontology annotation, biological process: positive regulation of transcription by RNA polymerase II. Gene Ontology annotation, molecular function: transcription cis-regulatory region binding; DNA-binding transcription factor activity, RNA polymerase II-specific; zinc ion binding. Bases 231 to 1919 code for a protein of 562 amino acids. The record is from RefSeq and is a predicted model, not a curated record. Lineage: Eukaryota; Fungi; Ascomycota; Taphrinomycetes; Taphrinales; Protomycetaceae. The transcript has a single exon. Gene Ontology annotation, cellular component: nucleus.
CCACGGUCCACUGCUCUGGCUUAUAUAUCAGGCCUGCGAGGCCCUGGAGGCAUCUCUGUCAGGACACGCUCGGGCUUGCAUCAUUAUCAAGGCAACAAGGAGCUGAAUCAUCUACUACAUCGCCUGCUGCUGGUUCAUGGCCGACGACGACCACCAGCACGCGACGCUCUCAUCCCACGCACUCUGACUCGAUAGCCCGGAGCUGUUCCUUAUACUUACUCGCUGGGGCCAUGAGCCUGGAUGGCAGCGGGAGCAAUGGCGAGAAGGUUAAGCUCAAUCAACAUGGCAAACCCAUACAAAGGCGCUCGACGGACGGCUGUCAGAACUGCAAGGCCUCGCGCGUCAAGUGCGACCGAGGGAAGCCCAUGUGUGGCUGCUGCGUGCGCCGAGGAGAGCAGUGUAACUACUCCAAGAUCGUGUUCAACGGCAUAAACCGCGUCAAGAAUGACCGUCGGACAGGUCGCAAGUCCGUCAAGGCGAAACAAGCAGACUUGAAGGCCGCAUCUGUGUCCUCGGCGUCUAUUCCGCUGCACGUCAGUCCCUCUCUGCCGCAGCCUGACCACUUCACGUUCGCGACCAACGUCGUCAUCAAUCCAGUACAGCGCAGGCGCUCCAUCAGUAUUGGACAGUUGCUCUCCGACAGCAGCGAAGAUGCGUCACCCACACCGCAGGCAGUGCAAGAUCCGGCGGAAGAGGAGCUACAAGUCAUUGGUCAUGGAGUUGAACAGUGCAACGUCUUGGGUCGUCAAGGCUCUAUUGCUGGGCUCAUCCCAAGCUUAUCGCCCGAAGUAUCUCGCUUGCUGAGCCAUCGGAAUGCACGUCUCUUGCUUGAUCAUUACAUGGCUCGUACCGUAGCGACCAUCCAUCCCCAGCAAGGUGCGCAAAAGAACAAUUCUUCGACAAAGUGGUUCUUACCCAUUGCACUACGCUAUCCAGUUGUUUUGGAGUCCAUCCUGGCUCUAUCCGGUGCACAACUUUCUGUGGAUCGUCCAGAGCAGCAAACGGCCGUCCUCAGUCACAAGAGCAGCUCCAUCGCGCAGCUCAAUCAGCUUAUUCGUCGUGUCGCCAACGACUCUAAGAAUGGGCGUCUUGCAUACACGGCAGAGAUGAUGGCUGCAAUUUUGACAUUCAUCACCCUGGCUGUCAGCGAAUCGGGCACAGCGACAUGGGAGCUCCAUUGUCAAGCUGCCCGAAAUGUCCUGAAGGGAAUGUCUAAGCCUGAAGAUCCGCGGCUCAAUUACGUCUACUUUCGACUGCUCAAGUAUGUGUGCUUUGCAGAAAUCGCGCGGCCUACCUUGCAGGACCUGCCAGAGCUCGUACACAUACAAGAUCCGUCUCUGGAUGCCGCAUUCGGAGUACCUAGCUUGGGUCUCAAAUUAUCUACCAUGAUUUCACGAUAUGCGUACAAGAUUCAGUCUGGCAUUUCACCCUCCGACUUGGCUGGCGACUUGAAUCAGCUUGACCGCUUGCUGGCCGUGUACAUGCAAGACGGCGCAAUGAGUGCAUCCGAGGAUGACGCUUGCCCAGAGUGGCGCACAGUACAGGAUGCUUGGCGCUACACGGUCGUGCUAUUCUACCACCGCACCAUUUUUGCAGCAGACUUGAACGACCCAGUCUGUCAAAAUAUGCUGGCCAAGAUUCUCCACUGCAUGCGAUUCAUGUCUCUCACAAGCAUUUACGGUACUGCACUUGCAUUCACAAUGCUCACCAUUUCGCCACUCAUUCGUGAUUGGCAGGUACGUGAGUGGUUCAGCAGUAUGCUUGUCACCCUUGCCGCAUCAACGAAGACGGGCAAUUUUCUCAGCAUUAGAGAGUUUGCUCGCCUUUGCUGGCACGAAAUUGAUGAGGGCAGGUGUCAGACUCAAGUCGAGGUCAAUGGCUUGGCUGAAGCCCACAAUCUUGUCAUCCUCGCAGCAUGAAUGUUGUCUUCAGUUCAAGCGAUUUCACAGCGAUAGCAUUUUUAGUCAAUCUAGACGCGCUCUUUCGACUUCCUGCGUCGUGACUAUGUGAUGUCGUGUUUAGUCGAAAACAUCGUACGGAUACGAAGGGUUUCGUGACGAUCCGGGUGUCGCGUCGUCGACAAACACUGGCCCCUGAAAACGGCGAUGCCGCAUGCAAGGCCGUUCUGCACAGAAUCAUGCAGAAGCCUGCAGAAGCCUCUGACCUUAUGCUUCAACAUGUGGGCUGGGCCAGGGCUCAACACGAGUUGCGAGUGCUGACGGCUGCCUCUGCAGUGUCUGCACUUGCCUAGAGAAUGUCAUUGUCAAUUCGUGUAUUCGAUCGAAAUCUGGCAAGAGAGCAGGGGUCAUUUUGAGCACCCAAUACGGAAAUGUGCGUCUGGCGCAUCAAUGGUAGCAACAGAAUCGCAGAACCAAUGAGGG